Filobasidium floriforme is the source of this 2568-nucleotide messenger RNA. RefSeq lists its product as uncharacterized. The transcript is spliced from 5 exons. Gene Ontology annotation, biological process: regulation of DNA-templated transcription. NCBI's taxonomy places the organism in Eukaryota, Fungi, Basidiomycota, Tremellomycetes, Filobasidiales, Filobasidiaceae. The record is from RefSeq and is a predicted model, not a curated record. Gene Ontology annotation, molecular function: zinc ion binding; DNA-binding transcription factor activity, RNA polymerase II-specific. Bases 1 to 2568 code for a protein of 855 amino acids.
AUGAUCGUCGAUGUCAAAGGCCAGGUCAUGGCUAUAUUCGCCCCGAGACCGAAAGCCACUGGCCACAACAAGCAAGAGGCUGCGAAACGGUUGUAUCUGUGUGUCUUCGGACCGCGUCUUUGGGUAGCGAACCCGCCCAUCGCAUCUCAUGCGGAUUCUUGCUUCGCCCUUUUUGCUCUCGCUGUCGUUCGAAAUCGAUCCACUACUCGAUCUGCGUGCUGCGUGGACCUAUCUGAAGCUUUCGCUUGGCUAGAGGAUCCAUCCCGAUCGCUCGACAUCUUUGGCCCGCCGUGUCCAAGAACCACAUCAAGACCUGAUCGCUUCGAAACAGGAACAAGGACGGGCGUCAUUGACAGGACCACCACGACAUCUGCGCUUCUCUCGAAUUACAUAAUACGAGAUCCGCCAAGUUCGUCCCCUUCUACGUUCUCCCUUUCAACAUCGCCCUCGAAUCCUCUUUGGGUGCGGGUCACAAAAGACAACGACAAGGCAUAUUCCCGCGACAGACGGGUCGGCAGAGACCUUUGCCCUUGUUCUUCGGUUCGUUUCGGCACGGGGAUUACCCAUCCAUCGGCUCUCGGUGAUUGUAGGCACAAAGAGCCAUUUCAGCAAGCUCGUGGCCGAGGCAACCUAUUGCUGCUAUUGUCUGAAGGAAACCAUCCUCGCGCGCGCGGCAUCCUCCUUUCCUUGGUCGUUAUCUCCAUCCAUCCCACCCACUCCCGAGUCGAGCAGGUAGCUGCUCGCUGGACGCCACCACCCAGAGAGCCGGGCAAUAGCGGGGGCGUCAACAACAAUCGCCUGGACAUCGGUAUCAACACACCUCCUAGUACCCUCAACGAUCCGCCUCCUUGCAUGUCAAGCAUGGGCCGAGAAUCCGAGGAAUCGAGCUUGCCAUCGUUGCAACACUUGAUGCUUCACGAGGAGCAAAAAGACCGGCAGAGCCUUCCACUUCCACCAUACAACGGCCUUGUCCCCCAUCGCAGUCCGCAAGUCAUCCGUCGCACCGCUUCCAUGGACGUCCACCAAUCACCUCGGCGACGAAUUACGUCGUCCUCGCUGUUCAACCUCCUCAACGAUGACUCUAGUGCUGCAAACACGACCACACCGCCGCGAGACCAAAGAGGAGGACUGGCGAGGAUUCCCCGAUCGUGUUCACCCGAUGAGACACCCAGGGCGAGUGACGUCUCUCGUUUCGGGUCGAGCACACAGUUCAUGCCGCGUAAUCCCGUCUUGGGGGCAUCUCCCCCUCAACCUGCCGGAUUCUUGGGUGGACGUCAAGCGUCGAUCCCUGCCCAUCUUCCACCUCCACCAUUCGUCCGAAGGACGUCGGAUCCGCUCAGUGAGGCCGAAUCGUCGUUUUCUGGGUAUUCCGAAGCGGAACCGUCGAUGAGGCGAUCGUUCUCGACGACGAGCUCGGCCAGCUCGAUCGAUGAUCACGAGCUCAACUUUCGACCCCUUGCCCUUCCUAAUCGCCCGCUCGUCGCCAAUGAGGGUCAACGGCUAACCCCACCGGACAAGAGGAGCGAAGACUCCUUCUUCUCCUCGUCCUACUCGUCCGCAUCCCGACCUGUCGCGACCCCCGGAUCCUCCAGGGCGCCGAUCUCUCGCACGACCAAAGCGUGUAACGCUUGCCGAAGUCGCAAGGUUCGGUGCGAUGCGGGUGGGCAGGCUGCAGCGUUGGUGGGCAGUGAGAUGCCUUGUUCGAGAUGCAAGGACGCUGGCCUGACAUGCGUCUACUCGGCUCAACAACGGAAGAGGGGUCCUACCCCUGGAACGAGGCGAGGAGAGAGCGCGACAAAGACCACCAAGAGGGCUGGAGAAGGGAACGAGACACCGAGUCGACGGCCUUCAGCUAUUAGCACUCGAAGGCCUUCCCACUUUGAUGACGACCCUACCAUCACUACGAGGAUGCUGAAUCGACCCACGCCCUACCGGUCGGCUUCCAUCUCUACCUAUUCGCAGGGACCUCACGGACCCUCCUCCAUCUUUGACUCGAGAGCGCCCUCAACCGCUCAUCCCUACCCUCACGAUAUGCAUCUCAUACCUCAGCAUGACAACAUGUACUCGUCUCCACCCGUCCCUUCUCCGACUUGGACCAAUUCUCUCAGCAACUCCUCCGCCUCUACAAGCCCAAACACGCCUUACCUCCCGACCUGGAGUCAGAUGGGCAUACCACCGGGCAGCAGUGGGGGUCCGCUCAUUACUCCUCCGGCGAUGCUAGACGGCCACUCCCAACGGCCGGCGAGUCCAGCGAUCAUGGGUUGGGCGGGUAGCGCGAUCCCAAGGGGAAAAACGCCCCCCGAUCAUCACCAACAUCCCCACGGACAGCAAGGUCGAUCGCCACAGUCGAGAAACGACUCGUACACCCACGCACACGCCUCGGCGGUGGCGAGAGAGAGGGCAUCGGCCGAAGAAGAAGCGUUCCGGAACGGAUACACCAUGGCCUUUGCCCAAUUUCAAAGGCAAAAGGAUCUCGACCGGGGGAUCGGUUACGAGCGAGGUCAAGAUAGGGAUAGGGACCUGGGCUCGGUCCGAUUACCGCCCAUCUCGGUCGGUACCGGUCGGUAG